UAUUUGUAGGCUACACUCCACACUGCUUCCAGCGGAUUGGCAAAAAAAUAACAUUAAAAUCGCCCUGUGGAUAAUUGCAAUAUUGCCGAAUCGAAAUUGUCUGUGAAAUCUCAAGUUAGCGGUCAGCACUUGCGGCAGCUAAAUAAUUCGCGGACUCUUUCUUCGAACCGAUUUUCCGGUCGAAAAAAACAGGCGGCGGCGUCGACACGCGGACCGAACCGAAGGAUCCGAACCAAUCCGAUCCGAUCCGGAGAAAUCUCCAGGACUACAACACAGGACUAUACACCCGCACAAGAGAUGGACGUGUACGACGUUAGUGAUGAUUUGGUGAAGAAGCUGAAGGACUGGAAGCUGAUUGGAAUCAUAUCCGGCAAGUUCAAUGAGCUAAAGGAGAACCACCGCAAGGUGGACUUCGUCGAGCGAGCUCUUAUUGACUUCAAGUACAUGGAGAAGAUCUUUCUAAAUGUAACGCUUCAGGAGGAUAAGUGCAACAAGCGAAGCGUCGAGUUUCGAAUGUUGGGAAACGAGCAGUUCUCACUGAAGAACCGGAAGUACUUUCAGGCCCUGGAGCUGUACAACAAAAGUAUCUGCUAUGCCGAACCCAACUCAGAGCAUCUGUCCAUAGGCUAUGCCAACCGGUCGGCGGUUUUGUUCGAGUGGAAGCGCUACCGGGAGUGCCUGGCUAAUAUUGAACUGGCUAGAAAGGCUAACUAUCCGGCAAGACUGAGCCACAAAUUGGACAAGCGAGAGCGGGACUGCCAGCAGCUACUCGAUCAGCAACCGCCCGAUGUGGUGCCCUACGAGUUUAAGCUCAGCUUUGAUUCGCAUCCCCAGGUGCCCUAUAUCGCUGACUGUCUAGAGCUGCGCGAAUCCGCUGACGAGGGUCGCUUUGUGGUCACAAAUCGUGAUCUGGUAGUUGGAGAUUUGGUGGCCGUGGAGCAGCCCUUCUGUUCCACACUACUAACGCCAAUGCGGUACAUUCGGUGUGCCACCUGCAAGCGGGAGAACUACCUGACCCUUAUACCCUGCGACAGCUGCUGCUCCGUAAUGUUUUGCUCUGAGGAGUGCAAGCAGCGGGCCAUGUCCAGCUAUCACCGCUUUGAGUGCCCCAUCAUUGACUUUCUGCACCGCAUGUUCAACAAGAUCCAUGGCAUCGCCCUGCGCACAACGCUGGGCGCCCUGGAUCUGUAUCCCAGCAUCGAGGAGCUGAUGGCUUUUUGUGAGCAGCCGCAGAAUCAGCAUAAGUGCGCCUUUGAUCUGGACUAUAGUCAGCUGUCGCCGCAAGAACACUACCGGGCCAUCCACGGCCUUGUUACCAACCAGCACAUGCGCUCCGUCUCCGAUCUCUUCCAGCGCUCCGUGGUCUGUGCCGUGCUUAAGCACUUCAUAAUCGAAUUUACGCCGCUCAAGGACCAUUUGGGCGGUGAAGAAGGCAUUAACUUUUUCACGGACCUACUGUUUCGGCAUCUGCAAACGUCGCCCUCGAAUAUGUUUGGCAUAGAUCUUGUGGAACAGGUCAAUGAGACCAAGGACGAUCAGUCGCAUUCGUCCGGAGCUUACGCUUUCCUCUCACUGCUAAAUCACUCGUGCGCGCCUAAUACUUUAAGGAUAUUCGAGGGCACCAAGGCAUACCUGUUUGUCCUGCGGCCUAUUAAGGCGGGAAAUGUGCUCUAUGACAACUAUGGCGCCCACUUCGCUAUUUUCAACAAGCAGAGGCGAUUGGACACGCUGUCCAUGCAGUACCGCUUCGACUGCAAAUGCGAGGGCUGCGAGCUGGACUAUCCCACCUUCGGUCAGAUGCCGCACAAGGCGACGGUGCCGUCGGUGACCGAUGACACGGACAUGAAGUCACUGGGCGCCUACAACUAUGACUUUGCGGUGAGCAAUUACCGGAAGUACUGCGAAUUUCUCACGCAAUAUGGCGCAGCCUAUCCAUGCGAGCAGAUCAGCUCAGCGGAAGAGUGCCUAAAGAUGGCCCUGCAUAUCAUGGUGGACGCAGUGCCGCUUAAGGCAAAAAUGUAAUCAGAUCCUGCCGCUGGACAAACAACACUACAACCACCACCACCACCAACACGGACGAACUUUUCCUUUGCUGACUUUCACUGAAAUCAGCGUAUUACAAGCGAGACACACACAAAAUGAGGAGAGUAAUUGAUUAUAUACAUGUUGUUGCCAUAAGUCUGUAGCGCAGGCAGCAGCGCGAUGAGGAGCACGCCCUUAACUUUUAUAUUUGUAAUUGUACAUUUCGACCUUUGGUUCUAUUUUAUCCUGCACCAUACCACCCCCACCACACAUUUCACAGUUGUUUACAAUAAGUCGCAAGCUCAAAAUUCUAACGUUGAUUUAUUUUUUGAUCACAACAAUGUCUUCGAUGAAAACAAAAACAAAAAACAAACGAG
This is a messenger RNA of Drosophila eugracilis, 2399 nucleotides long. It is a transcript of the gene Smyd4-4, whose product is annotated as SET and MYND domain-containing protein 4. NCBI's taxonomy places the organism in Eukaryota, Metazoa, Arthropoda, Insecta, Diptera, Drosophilidae. The transcript has 3 exons. The record is from RefSeq and is a predicted model, not a curated record. Gene Ontology annotation, molecular function: protein binding. Bases 298 to 2022 code for a protein of 574 amino acids.